AUGGGGUCCCUGCUCCACCGAGCUAUCAGCUCGGCACCUGAGAUCGAUAGAAUGUUCGAGGCCACGCAGCAACCUCCAUUCACCCAGCGCAUCUUGGAGACGUACGUUCCGAACGUGAAGAUAAGAGUUCCAACUUAUGAUGGAACAAAGGAUCCAGUACAGCAUCUGACCUCGUUCAUGGCUACCAUCUCCAAAGCUAGGUUCACCGAAGAGCAGAAAGACGCCGGCCAGUGCCAACUGUUCAUCGACAGCCUGGUAGAGAACGCACUGAUAUGGUUUUCCCAUAUCCCCCCGGGCACAAUCGACUGUUUCGAACAACUGUCGACAGCCUUCCUACGGAAUUAUCGGGUGUUCAUACAACGCAACGCCUCUAGUGCCGAGCUCUGGGAGAUAGUCCAAGAACCCGACGAACCACUUUGGAAGUACCUCACCCGAUUCAAGGAAAAGUACGCCACCAUAACGGUCGCUGAGGACGUUGCAAUCGCUGCCUUCAAGAAAGGACUCAUUCCCGGCUCCCGACUGCAUGUAGAUCUCAAUAUCAGGGAGGCCACUGACCUGGAUGAAGCCCUUCAUCGAGGAUCUCGCGUCGCUUACGUUGAAGAAGACGAGAAGAAACGAGCCAAUAAGCUCCCUCCUCCUCGCCCAGCCGUGGCUAAAGAAAAAAGUCGAGAAACCAAUUAG
This is a messenger RNA of Camelina sativa (false flax), 681 nucleotides long. The record is from RefSeq and is a predicted model, not a curated record. NCBI's taxonomy places the organism in Eukaryota, Viridiplantae, Streptophyta, Magnoliopsida, Brassicales, Brassicaceae.